Pelodiscus sinensis (Chinese soft-shelled turtle) is the source of this 1998-nucleotide messenger RNA. The record is from RefSeq and is a predicted model, not a curated record. Lineage: Eukaryota; Metazoa; Chordata; Testudines; Trionychidae.
GACGAGGCCAAGAAGCGCUGCCCGGAGCUGGUGCUGGCGCGGAUCCCCCAGGCUUACGGGAAGGCGGAUCUGAGCAGGUACCGAGAGGCCAGUGUAGAGGUGAUGAAAGUGAUGUCGCGCUUUGCUGUGAUUGAGCGUGCCAGCAUUGAUGAAGCUUACAUGGACCUGACUAGUGCUGUACAAGAGAGGCUCAAGAAGAUGCAAGGGAAACCUAUCUUAGCAGAGCUGCUGCCAACUACCUACGUCCAGGGACUGCCCAACAUCUCUACAACAGCAGCAGAGAAAGAGAAUAUGGAUCACAAAGAGGCGCUGCGGCAGCGUGGCUUGCGCCAGUGGCUUGAAUCACUGCCUUUUGGUGACAUCAGCUGUCCAGACCUGCAGCUGACAGUCGGAGCAGUAAUUGUGGAGGAAAUGAGGGCAGCAGUAGAAGCAGUUACAGGAUUGAGGUGUUCAGCUGGGAUUUCACACAACAAGGUACUGGCAAAACUGGCCUGUGGGCUGAACAAGCCCAACCGCCAGACGCUGGUAUCCCAGGGAUCUGUCCCACAGCUCUUCAGCCACAUGCCCAUCAGCAGCAUCCGGAACCUGGGAGGGAAGCUGGGUGCCUCUAUCACGGAUAUACUGGGAGUGGAGUACAUGGGACAGCUGACCCUAUUCAGUGAGUGUCAGCUCCAAACUCACUUUGGAGACAAGACUGGGUCCUGGCUCUAUGAUAUGUGCAGAGGAAUCGAACAGGAACCUGUGAAACCACGGCAGUUGCCUAAGUCCAUUGGUUGCAGCAAGAACUUCCCUGGGAAAGCAGCCUUGGCCACUCAGGAACAGGUGCAGCACUGGCUCCUGCAGAUGGCCUUGGAGCUGGCGGGGAGACUGAACAAGGACAGAGUCCAAAACUGCCGGGUGGCCAAACAGCUGAGUGUGAGUAUCCGCAUGCAGGGCAAUCAGCGAGCCAGUGCCCUGUCACGCCACUGUGCCCUGUCACGCUAUGAUGCCCAUAAGAUCAGCAGUGAUGCCUUCGCGAUCAUCCGAAACUGCAACAUGGCAGGAUCUCAACAGGCUGCAUGGUCCCCUCCUCUCACCUUUCUGCAUCUCACUGUGAGCAAGUUUUCGGAGGCUCCAACGCUCUCUCCUGCAGGCAUUGCUGCCUUCCUGACUAGUGACACCCAGUGUACGCUACCAGUGGGCACCGGUCCAUCCAGCCCAAAUGCCAAAGGCACUGGGAGCCCAAGAAAAGAUCCCAGCAAGAAGUCCACAAAUGCUAUUGAGUCCUUUUUCCGGAAGGCAGCAGAAAGGCAACAAGCUCAUGUGGUUACAGGCCCCUGCCUGCCUGACAUCCCUAGUGCAGGGGCAGAAUUGUCAGUGCCUGAGCCCUGUGUCCACAGUGCGAGAGACGGUGCCAUCCUUGGCAAGAGUCUGGAAAUGUUUGUGAGGCACAGUCCCAAGGGUUGCAGCUCUCCCUCCCCUUGCAGAUGGCUUCCCCCUGAGGAGAUGCUCGCUGACCAUGCAGAAACCCCUUCUGCUGGUCCACCCUCUGGGAGUGUCCUAGAAACAGAACCAGCUGCUUCAGAGCUACCUGAGUGGAAGCAGCAGAGUCUGCCACCAUCUGCUGAGUUUGCACCAGGCCCUGCCAGCUCAUCAGCUGACAAGCUGCACUGUGAGAAGUGUGGGCAGCUGGUGCCAGUGUGGGAGCUCCUGGAGCACAUGGACUAUCACUUUGCUGUGGAGCUGCAGAGCUCCUUCUCAGAACCCAGCCCCAUCAGGACUCCUGUAGCUACUUCUAGUUCUCCUGCCAAGGGUAAAAGCAAAGCCAAGACCCCUGGAGGCUCCAAUGCAAAGCGCCCCAGGCAAGGAGUGACCAGGACUCUAGAAUUCUUCUUUAAACGGCUCCCUCCUUAGGACCACCAGGUCCAUUUUAGUGUGAAGUUGAGUGAUUUCUGAAGUUUUUAUCCUUCCUGUGAACUUAUCCAAAGAUUGCAUAAUAAAUGUCUGCAGUGAGUGAGA